Molecule: messenger RNA, 5542 nt
Organism: Antechinus flavipes (yellow-footed antechinus)
Lineage: Eukaryota; Metazoa; Chordata; Mammalia; Dasyuromorphia; Dasyuridae
Gene: SPEF1
Product: sperm flagellar 1
Exons: 8
Coding region: 4327-5355 (342 amino acids)
Biological process (GO): regulation of cytoskeleton organization
Cellular component (GO): axoneme
Molecular function (GO): microtubule binding
Source: RefSeq, a predicted model, not a curated record
UUUCCUCAUAGUACCCAUGAAUGGCUUCAGAAUCUUACCUCUUAGCCUUUUUUACAGAUAAACAAAAGCAGAAAGGUUAAAUUUCUUUAUUCAAGGUUACAUAAGUUCUAGUGGACCCGAGAUUUGAACUUGGAUCCUCAUCUUUCAGAACAGUCAGAACCGUGCCUAGGAAAAGUUCCCAGCUUUGCUCCUGGAGUGCCACCAAAGUGGGAAGUUAGUCAGACUUUUAAGUGCACCUAAAGCUGACUGAGUGAUCAGGGAAUUGGGAAAGUCUUUGAUUUUUUUUAAUGGGCGGUUCUUUUUGGGGAACACUGAAAUGUCUGAGGGUCCAGUGGAAUUUUCAUCUGAGAAAGGGGGAGGAGGAAGAAACAGAGGGCCCCUGUGGGGCCAGGUUUCUGUGGCUUAGUUGCAGAGUGGAAAAGUGCCAGACCUGGGGGUAAUGUAGUUCGAAUCCAUCCUGAUACUGUGGGCCAAUUAUUUCUCUCAAUCUGAUGCUUCCUUUAUAAUGGGUGGGAAAUACAGCAUCCCUGGUUUAGGGUUAUUGGGAGGAAAUCCUUUGUACACCUGUAACUACUAGAAGUUUGAGUUAGUGGCAUUUUUUGUGCCCAACUCCCAACCCUUACAGCUUCUGAGGUCACCUUCAGGCACUAGAGACAGGAGCAGUGCUCACCCACUUUCCCCUUUCCCAGCACUGGUUAGUUUGAAAGACUAGGAAAAGUAUCGUGGGAAAAGGAAUUGGAUCAGAGGACCUGGCUUCAACCAAAUGGGCCUAGUCAAGGUAACAUGGGAUGGUACAGAGAGCAGUAGACUUAGUGUGGGAAACAUCUAGAUUUAAAUUCUGCCUCAGGUAAUUGGUAAUAACACCUGGUAUUUCUACAAAUUUUUAAGAUUUGCAAAAAUCCCUCAAAUGCAUUUAUCGGUCAGUACAUCUUAGCCCUGGAGAACAAGGUUCCGAUAGUGGUGAGAUCCCGGAGGGAAGGAUGGGAAAAGGGAGAAUUCAAGCGACUUCCCAGAGUUACGUCCAAAAUCGAAGACUCUUAGUGGGUCAUCCAGUGGCUUCUGGUUGCCUGAACAAGUCACUUUCUUCCCUAUGCCUGUUUCCUCAUCUUUCAAAUGAGAGGGUGGAGUUGAUCCCAACUGGCUCUAAAUAAAAUAAUCUUAAUCUGAGAUCUAUUUAGAAGCUCUUGGAACGUAUAUGGAGAAAAGAAAUGACAUCUUUAUGUUUAAUAACGUCUAGCUGAAAUUUAGCCUUCCCUUUGGCGAGGGAUUUUAAAAACCAUUAUUUUGAGAAAGGAUCUCUAGGCUGCAACAGACUCACAGGGUCCACGGGCUAUCCCAGACCAAUCGAGGGGUCCGUAGGCUCCCUCAAACUGAUCACAACGGGAGGACUGAAGAUCUAAGCCAAAUUGCUGAUGUCCCACUGGAACCCCAAGAUGCUUCGAUGAGGUAGGUAGUGGGUCAUCCCAAUUUUACAGAUGAAGAAACUGGUUCACAGAAGGUAAAAUGAUAAUGCGCAUGUGGAUAGUUUUGGCUCCAAGAUCUGAGUGAGAAUCCUGUUUCAGCUGCGUUAGUUGGAUAGUCCAGGGCAAAUCCCUACCUUCCAGGAUUGCUGUGGACGUUAAAUGCUGAAGCAAAUGUGAAAAGCUCUAAAAUGUGGGAGUCGGAAAAUUAGGAUUAUCAGCUUUAAAACAUUCACUCGGUAUAUAAAUACCAGCUAUUAUCAUAGCUCAAAGAGAAGAGGUUCUCCCAUCAUAGAACCUUAAGUUUUAGAGAAGAGGUUGUCCCAUCACAGAACUAUAGGAUUUAGAGAGCAGCUCGACCGAUCUUUUGUACACUAUUCCGAUUACUUGAAAACCUCGUCAAAGGGCAAGCCUUCCAAGGCAGCCCGUGCCAUUAUGAGGCAGUUGUGAUUGGUAGGAAGUUUGUUUUUUCUUUUUUUUCCUCAUGUCCAGUUGACAUCUGUCCCUUCUGCAAAGUCUUGCCCCUCAUCAAAACAUGCCGAAUCCAAUGGUCUCAUGACCAUUGGUCAAAUCUGUAUCUGCAGUGAAUCAGCUCCGUGUUCUUAAGUCUCUACUUCCAAAAAGAAAAAUGGUGGGAUUGGACUUGAGGAAGAGGGAAGGGCCCUCGCAUUUCCCAUCGGUCAAUGGGCCCUCUAGAGCCAAGCAGAGGUAGUAGAAUCUCAUCUUACAGAGGAGAGGAACGAGGGCCAGGGGCCUGAAACAUCCUGUCUUGGGUGCCUCAGAAUUAAGAGCAGGAAUCUCGAGUCUGGACCCAUUGGCUCUGCUGGGAAGCAGUGGAGCCAGUUCGGGUUUCCUGAAUUUACUGGUAUCACUUCCAACGUCUGGGGAGGAACUUUUCAGUGGGAAACAGGAAGGCUUUGGAUGAGAGCUGAUUUGGGGUCCCUCUCUCCCUCAGUGAGCUUUCUGAAGUCCCUCCUUUCUGGAACUAAAACUGCACUUUAUCGACCCUACCCCAAGUGUGCCCCACGUUCCAAAGAAAAACUUCCUGCCCAGAGGCCCCGCUUUGUGCUGGGGCACUAAAAGCCACAUUAAGGCAAAAAUACCCAGCAGGCCACGAAAGUCAUUUUUAACGGAUCAGUGUAUUCAUUGAAGCGAAUCUCCCGUUGGAUGCUUAGGGGUGGGGGGCCAGGGACGCUAGAGAUGCUUUGGGGGGUGGGUCCCUGCUAAUGGUUCUCUGCCAGUGCUGAUACCAGCUUGCCAACUUGCCAACUUCCCCCUCCUUAGAAGUCACUAGGUAAGGAGAGAGUCACUUGGUUUCCAUUUCCGGGCUAUAGACCUGGCCUAUUGGGGUACCCCCUUUGACCCCCACCUCCUGGGAGAGUAGCCCCAUGUAUCACAUCUUUCCGGACCCCUCAGUUCCCCCAUUUUACAAGUGAAGGAGACUUCCAAGCUUCCUUCUAUUACAAAAGCUUUUUAGACUGUGGGUCUUGACCCCAGGUGGGAUUGUGUCACUGAAUGUGGGGGUUGCAAGAUUACGGUCAUCCGUGUUAGAUUUGCACACCUGUUUUAUAUCCCAAUAUACCCUGGGCUCGGGGAAAAAUGUCUCGGGAGAAAAGGGGUGUGAGAGGGAAAAGUCGCAGCCUGCUAGUACGUAUUCCAGCGAGGUCCCUCCCUUUCUGACUGUUCUCCCAAGCUCGCCCCCUGCCAGCCCAAAGGCCCCUGCUGACUCGGACAUCCAGUGUUCUGCGGCCCCUCCCUCCCCGUUGUGUUCCGGGUCCCCGCCGGGUCCUUUUCAGUUUGCACAACGACAGGUAUAAUGGGUGUGAGGGACUUCGCGCGCUUUCCAGUCAGUCAGUACUCCCGUGCUGGGGACGCAAAAGCGCGGUUCCGUUUUUCCGGGAGCUCACGCGCUAAGCAGGAAAACAACACGCACGGGCGAGUUCUGGACCGGACAGAUCAGACAUGAGCCCCCGGGCGGCCCGGGGAAAGGCUUCCGGAAGCAGGUGGGGAUUUCUCGGCACGGGGAGGAGCCCGAGGCAGGGAUGGGCCGGGAGAGCACUCCCGGGGCGGCGAAGGGCCAGGAAGCUGGAAAUGGGAGUCCUGCUCCUUCCCGGCCGGGCUCCAGGCAAUUCCGGAAGACUCUAAACUGCAGACGAGGCGCUGCUUGGCAGGGGCGAAGGGAGUUUCCUUACCGGGAGUUCCCUAUCCCGAUACAACGCACAGAUAUUACUUAUUAAUGAUGAUUCUACUAUCUGCCAUCACCAACACGUAGCCUUGUGCUCCUCUCCCGAGGGGUCCGUGAGUGCCGCUGGGGCCAAUACGGUGGCUUUAUCCAAGUCAGGGCAGUUGGAGUCUUCUGGAGACAAAGCGUAGCCCAGAGGAGGAACGCACUAAUGGUGGAAUUUCAGGCACCAGGGAUAAGCCAGUGGAAAAGGAGAGAGGAACCCAAGUCGCCCUCCACCCCUUUAUUCAUCAUCAUAGUUGGUAACCCCUGGAGUUCGGUCCGAGCGCAGGGGGUUUGAGCCCCUCUCCAAGGAUCUGUCUCGACUCAGGAUGACGAGCUUUCUUUAACAAGACCAGGACUUUCUCCCCUUCCCGGGCUUCCUUCCUUCCCAUUGGCCGGGGCCCCGGGCGGGGCGAACACAUCAAGCACUACAACUCCCGAAAAGCCUCGGGGCUAGGGCAGCCGCCCUGGUUGCCAUGGUUUCAGUAAACAAUAUGGCCGCCCCCAGGCGGCGUUCUAGGCUCGGGCUCAGCAGGCAGCGGCGGCCGCUAGAGACGGCGGGAGGGGCGGCAGCUGAACGGCCAGAGCUGUGGCUGGGGAAAGAAACGCGACCGGAGCUGGGUAGGAGGACCGUGGGCGUUCAUGGCGGGCGGCGUAGACGAAGAGAUACUGCAUCAGCUGUACCUGUGGGUGGACAACAUCCCCCUGUCCCGGCCCAAGCGGAACCUCUCGCGGGACUUCAGUGACGGAGUCCUGGCUGCUGAGGUGGUGAAGUUUUACUUCCCCAAGAUGGUGGAGAUGCAUAACUACGUUCCAGCCAAUUCGGUGCAGCAGAAAAUCAAUAACUGGAUUCACCUGAACAGGAAGGUGUUACACAAGCUGAAUUUCUCUGUCCCCGAGGAUGUGAUCCAGAAGAUUGCCCAGUGCUCGCCGGGAGUGGUGGAACUUGUCUUGAUCCCACUGCGACAGAGGCUGGAGGAAAAAAAGCAAAAAAUGCAGGGGGAGCUCAGCCUCCAGGAAGGCAGUAACUAUAUGGACGUGGGUUUCUCCCAGAAGCCCCGCGGGGAUGGCUCCACGGAACCCCGGAAAGCAGGGCAGCCCAGGGGAGGCAAGUACAGCCAGGCCUUGCAAGGGGAACCGAGCUUCCUCGUGCAGAUCGCCGAGAAGGAACAAGAACUGCUGGCGUCCCAGGAGACGGUCCAGGUCCUUCAGAUGAAGGUCCGACGCCUGGAGCAUCUGCUGCAGCUCAAAAAUGUUCGCAUUGAUGACCUGAGUCGGCGCCUCCAGCAAGCCCAGCGCAAGCCGCGGCAAAACAGGCAUCCCUUGGAAUCUGGACACAGAGCCCGGACAUCUUGCCUGCUUCCUGAAGUCCCAGGCCCAGGGACCACAGAGGGCUGUUUAGAGAGCCCCCCAGCCUCCACUUGCUCUGGGAGGACGUUGUCCUGGCCCUUACUGCCAGCUGAAGCUGGCUCGUCACUGGGUACCAUCAGCCGAAGCCUUGUGUCACCUCGUGCUGAACCAGAGCAGGAUGCGCCAGGGCUUUCCAGGUUCCCUCCUUGCCCCGGGCUGACCACCUCCCCACCUCCAGGCUCCCUUCUUUCCUGUUGUGGGCCAAGAGCGCCAGUGCAGGCCGGGGCUUCCAGUGGCCAGGACGUCCAGACUAGGGGUUAGGGUGUAGACUGCCACAGGCUCUGAGGAAGGCCUCCUGGCUAUGGACCGGCCCUUCUCAGUGCCGGGAAGCAGAGGCCACUGGGUCCUCCUGUCCCCGAGGUCCCCAAGGAAGAAGGGCUGGGUUAGAGAAGGAUGCUGGGGAGAGAGCUGGGACGUCCUUCCCCAAUAAACAUGUAUCGCUCCAAUA